Messenger RNA from Telopea speciosissima, 4256 nucleotides. Its product is annotated as probable ubiquitin-conjugating enzyme E2 23. The record is from RefSeq and is a predicted model, not a curated record. Lineage: Eukaryota; Viridiplantae; Streptophyta; Magnoliopsida; Proteales; Proteaceae. The transcript has 9 exons. The coding region runs from base 270 to 3770 and encodes 1166 amino acids.
AAUUAACGUUGCGAUUUGCGAGUUGCGACGGCAUUUACAAAUACAAAAAUAUUUCUCUCCUGCACUGCUUCGUUCCAGCUGCUUUGUUUGUACGUUCCAGAACAAGUAGGAUUGGAGAGGAGAGGAGAACCGAGCUGUUCGUCCAAAGAGAUCUUUCAUUCACCUUCAAUAGAUUUACGCGAUUUCCCAGUUUCUGGAGAAAUUCUGUUUAUUUUUGUGUCGAGAUUCGUGUACGCCUGCAACAAAGAAUUUUUAUUCCGAAUACUCAGAUGGAGAAUGAGCACUGGAAUGAUACUUCCACUGUCUCGGAGCCUAAUCCAAUUGUAAAUGAUGAGAACAACUUGAAUUUAGCAGAUCGUGAAACAAAUGGUUUUACUUCAGGGCCAACUGAAAAUUCUGAAGGUCGAGAAGCAAUUAAACCAAAAGAGGUUGAGGUCAACCAGCCCGAUGUCCCGUGUAUUUACAGACAAGAUGUUGUGAGGUGCAACAAAGAUGGGAGUCGGAUUGGGGUUGUGACAGAAGUUGCUGGUGACUCUGAUUCAGAAAGCGACAUUACUGAUGACGAGGAUGAUGAUGACGGUGUUGAGAAUGAUGGUGGUGGUUAUGAUUUGGGUGAUGGUGAUUCUAAUGGGAAUGACAAUGGGAAUGGCAAUAGGAACAGUGGUGGUGCCUCAAAGAGUGACCCUCUUACAGCUGAUCAAGUCAGGGUGAUUUGGAUGGAUCAUUCUGAGACAACACACAAUCUCAAUGAUGUAACUGUUGUAGAUAGAGGAUUCUUGCAUGGGGAUAUUGUUGCGGCUGCUUUAAACCCAACAGGACAAGUGGGUGUUGUGGUGGAUGUCAAUCUCUCGGUUGAUUUAUUAGCUGCUGAUGGGUCCAUCAUAAAAGAUGUUUCCUCCAGAGACUUGAAACGUGUACGAGAAUUCUCAGUUGGUGAUUAUGUAGUUCUUGGUCCUUGGCUGGGCCGAGUUGAUGAUGUUUUAGACAAUGUUACUGUGUUAUUUGAUGACGGGGCGAUGUGUAAAGUCACGAAAGCUGAUCCUCUGCGGCUCAAACCAGUUUUCAAGAACAUCCUUGAAGAUGGGCAUUUUCCUUACUACCCAGGUCAGCGGGUUAGGGCAAGUUCUUCGUCGGUUUUCAAAAAUGCUAGAUGGCUUUCUGGCCUUUGGAGAGCUAGCCGUUUGGAAGGUACUGUUACUAAAGUUACUGUUGGAUCUGUGUUUAUCUACUGGAUAGCUUCGGCUGGCUCUGGAUUUGGUUCUGGGUCUGCAACUACUCCUGCUGAGGAGCAGAAUCCAAAGAAUCUGAAACUAUUAUCGUGUUUUGCACAUGCCAAUUGGCAGCUUGGUGAUUGGUGUCUCUUUCUGUUACAUUCUCAAUCAUCUUCUACUCAACAAGGUCAAAGUUCAACAGGAGUAAAACCUGAUGAUUCUACUAAUGAUGGACUGGUCUUAGCUGAUCCAGGAUGUGGAUGUGGUUCAGAAAUGGGCAUUGAAGAGAAAUUAAGCAAGAAUUUUUCAUCAUUCCAAGACACUGAAGCAAUGGAUCUUGAUAUACCUCCUAAUUUGGAUGAAAAUAUUGGAAAAAUGGGAAACAAUGUCUCACCAGAAGGUAGCUCUUGUGGUGAUAUGUUGCCCGUAUCAAAGGAACCUGUGCUUGAAAGUUGGCCUAUUCAUCGCAAAAAGAUACGUAGAGUAGUGGUUAGAAGAGACAAGAAGGCUCGAAGAAAAGAAGAAGAUUUUGAAAGAGCCCUUGUGAUAGUAAAUGCCAAGACAAGAGUAGAUGUUGCGUGGCAAGAUGGAAAGGCAGAAUUUGGACUGGAUUCAACCACUUUAAUUCCAAUUGAUACCCCUGGGGAUCACGAAUUUGUUACUGAACAAUAUGUGGUGGAGAAGGCCUCAGAAGACAGUGAUGAUACUAGUGAAGUGAAGCGUGUUGGUGUUGUGAAAAGUGUUAAUGCAAAGGAGAAAACAGCCAUUGUGAGGUGGUUAAAGACACUUACUAGGCCAGAAGACCCCCGGGAGUUCGAUAAGGAGGAAGUGGUCAGCGUGUAUGAACUUGAGGCACAUCCCGACUAUGAUUAUUGUUACGGGGAUGUUGUUGUUCGUUUAUCCCCAGUUUCUACUUCUGGUCAAACAGUUGGUAUGAUGAACUCUGUAGAAGAAUUAAAACAACAGGCACAAAACGAAGUUAAGCGGGACUUGAAUAAACAUCCUGGAUGUAAGAAAGUAGAUGCAACGUCCAAUGAUGAAGCUUAUGCUGAAUUCUCAGAUCUCUCUUGGGUAGGAAAUAUAACUGGUCUUAAAGAUGGUGACAUUGAGGUUACAUGGGCUGAUGGGAUGGUUUCUACGGUUGGGCCUCAAGCAAUCUAUGUGGUUGGUCGGGAUGAUGACGAGGAAUCUAUUGGAGCUGGGAGUGAAGUUAGUGAUGAUGCAGCUAGUUGGGAAACAGUUGAUGAAGAAGAAAUGGAUGUGCUUGAGAAUGCUGAAGAGGAUGCUGAACUGCAAAGUGCCAUUGACAACAAUCCUGAGGUAGAAGACAGCAUGACAAGUCAUUCAGAAGAGAACAAUUCCGGACGAAAUGGACCAUUAUCUAUGUCCUUAGCUGCUCUUGGGUUCGUUACCAGACUUGCCAGUGGCUUUUUCUCAAGUGGAAGAAAGCAGACAGAUCCUCUAUGUUCAGAAUUUGGGGACGAGAGCGCACCUGAAUCACAGAAUUUUAUUGAUGUUCCCGAGAGAAUAGUGACAAUUUCUGGCUCCAGUUCUCAGGAAUUUGAUGCAGUUGAUAGUUAUGGUCCUCAAACUACUGAACAUGCAGAACAUGCCUUAGUGGGUGCAGAUGUAUUGGCUGCCGCAGAAUCUUUAUGCUGGUUGAGGUCUAAGGAACUAGAUUCAUUCAACAUGACAGUGAGUUAUGAGGAUGAAACUUGCAGCUUCAAACGUUUUGAUACCGCUAAAGAUCCUUUGGACCAUUACUUUAUUAGUGCAAGUGGACAGAAUAACAAUGAAAGGAAGUGGCUCAAGAAGGUUCAGCAAGAUUGGGGCAUCCUUCAGAAGAACCUUCCAGAUGGCAUAUAUGUGCGAGUCUACGAAGAUCGAAUGGAUCUCUUAAGGGCUGCCAUUGUUGGAGCAUAUGGGACACCUUACCAAGAUGGCUUAUUUAUCUUUGAUUUUCAUCUUCCACCGGAGUAUCCUCUGGUUCCACCGUCAGUGCACUAUCAUUCUGGUGGCUGGAGGAUAAACCCAAAUCUAUAUGAGGAUGGAAAGGUCUGCCUUAGUCUUUUAAAUACCUGGGCUGGCCGAGGAAAUGAAGUCUGGGACCCAUCAUCCUCAAGCAUCCUUCAGGUCCUGGUUUCGCUCCAGGGUUUAGUGCUCAAUUCUAAGCCAUAUUUCAAUGAAGCUGGUUAUGAUAAACAAGUUGGGACAGCUGAAGGAGAAAAGAAUUCAUUAUCCUACAAUGAGAACACAUUCUUGUUGAAUUGCAAGUCAAUGAUGCAACUUUUGCGAAGGCCUCCCAAGGACUUUGAAGAGCUCAUCAAAGACCAUUUCAGGAGGCGUGGUUCUUACAUCCUUAGAGCGUGUGAUGCCUAUAAAGAAGGCUACUUAAUUGGUUCUCUGUCAAAGGAUGCUUCCAUAUGUGACAAGGGCGACGCAAAUUCAACUUCCGUUGGUUUCAAGCUAGUGUUGGCUAAGAUACUCCCUGAUCUAAUUCUUGCUCUAAGAAAAGUUGGAGCUGACUGUCACGAAUUCAAGCACCUGGAAAAGUCAUAGCUGAGAUAUCUUCAAAAAGGGGCUAACCUCCCAAAAUCACUUUCUUCAAGUAAAGGAGGUCAGCUGUUCUAAUUUCUGGUGUUCUAUUUUUCACGGUGGAGAUAAAAAGGGCUAACCUCCCAAAAUCUCUUUCUUCAAGUAAAGGAGGUCAGCUAUUCUAAUUUAUGGCGUUGGUAUUUUUCAGGAACUGCCCAGUGUACAGUUUUUGCUGAUAUUUAAAUGUUGGAUCUAUAUAAUUCAUGGCAGAGACAUUCUCUGUCAUGUUUGAGAGCUUGUGUGAACCAUAUUUUCUCUUUAUUCUUUAUUUUUAGCAGAUGGAGUUCUUUGGAGCAAAGUUACAGGUUCUCCUCUGUGUCAGUGAAAUUUUACCUCUGCUAAAAUUGCAGAGAUUGGGAACAAGUACAUAGUCUUGCAUCAGCCUUUAACUUGUAGUAGAUACAUUCAAAUUGAUUUGGUAUAAUAUGAUAGGAAAUUAAUUUGUGACAU